UCGAUCAGCCAAGCUAAACUACCACUUCCAGCUACGCUCUACAAAAGUACCAAGAGCUCAUGGCUGGGUUGACCAACGCCAGCAGCUUCCCCUUCAAUCCAAUCCUAACCCCAACGACUGCCAAAACGACGUCGUCUCUACUUCCUCUCUCCUCACUUGAAUCCAAGUUCUUCGGCCUCCGAUUCCGUGGCUUCAAUAUCUCCAAACCUGACUCUCUCAUCUCUCUUUCGUCCGCCUUCCCCACCUCUGUAGUCACCGCCCGUUACGGUGGCUCCCGUUCUUAUGGCAUUUCCCGGCGGUCAAGGCAGAGUGAUUCCGACGAAGAGCAGGCUCUUGAUACAUCUAGCAUUAGGGCAUCUACUGUGAGGCUCAUUGAUGAACAGCAAAAUAUGGUUGGAGUGGUGCCUAAAAGCGAGGCAAUUCAAAUGGCUGAAGAUGCUGAACUUGAUUUGGUGAUAUUAUCCCCGGAUGCAGACCCCCCAGUAGUCAGAAUAAUGGAUUACAACAAAUAUAGAUAUGAAUUGCAAAAGAAGAAGAGAGGACAGCUGAAGAAAAGUGCUGCAAAUCGCAUGGAUCUGAAGGAACUUAAAAUGGGUUACAACAUUGAUCAACAUGAUUAUGAUGUACGUUUGAGAGCUGCUCGUAAGUUUUUAAAAGAUGGUGACAAGGUUAAGGUCAUAGUGAAGUUGAAAGGUCGUGAAAACGAUUUCAGAAAUAUUGCUAUUGAGCUUAUCAGACGUUUCCAGAAUGAUGUUGGAGAGCUUGCAACUGAGGAAAGCAAGAACUUCAGAGAUAGGAAUAUAUUUAUUACUUUGGUACCAAAUAAGGCUGUUCUACAAAAAACGCAGGAGUCACCAAAGAAAAGAGACAAGUCAGCUAUAAAUGAAGUGUCAGUUGGUGUAUGAAUGCUCUUGGAGGUUCAAGGAGGGAAUGGCUGGUUGAAGUGAAUAAAAGUUGCCAUUUUAUAGGUGAAACAUGGAAACAUGGGGAGAUUGAGUAUGUGCGCUUGAGGAAAAUUGGACAAACGGGUCAGUCAUGCAUUGGAUCUGGUGAAACAUACAAGGAGUUCUUUAAACCUGUUUGAGAAAGGAGUCUUAAAGCUUUCUCCUGGGAUUGGCAUUGGAUCUGGAGAAACAUACAAGGAGUUUUUUAAACCUGUUUGAGAAAUGAGUCUUAAAGCUUUCUCCUGGGAUUGGUGUGAGUGGGCAGACAAUUAAUCAGCUUAUGGGAAACCGACAAAUCUGGGAAGUAGUCUGAGAUGAGAAUCACCUUUGUUUUAUGAUUAAUUUCUUCUCUGAUACACAAAUUGAUAAGUAAUAUGCAUUUUCUUGAUUUC
Messenger RNA from Hevea brasiliensis (rubber tree), 1336 nucleotides. Its product is annotated as translation initiation factor IF3-4, chloroplastic. Lineage: Eukaryota; Viridiplantae; Streptophyta; Magnoliopsida; Malpighiales; Euphorbiaceae. Bases 60 to 905 code for a protein of 281 amino acids. The record is from RefSeq and is a predicted model, not a curated record. Gene Ontology annotation, biological process: ribosome disassembly; translational initiation. The transcript has 10 exons. Gene Ontology annotation, molecular function: ribosome binding; translation initiation factor activity.